AUGACGACAUCCCAUGAUCGUGCAGUCCUCAACCAAAUUCUGAAUCCUCUGAUGCCAACUUCAGAUUCUGGAGUCGCAGAGGUUCAUCUGGAAGCAGAUAAAGUUGAUCAUCCAGGAUAUGUUUUGAGUUCACAAUUAGAGAAAGAAGCAGUUCUUCUAGCAGAAAACAUGCAAGUCGCUGAAGCAAUUGAGAAGUUUGCACAAGCCAUCCAAGUGUGUCCUCAGAAUCCAUCAGCCUUCAACAAUCGAGCACAAGCAUAUCGUCUUCAGAAUUCACCAGAAAGAGCAUUAGACGAUCUCAAUGAAGCUCUUCGUCUCGCCGGUCCAAAAACAAAAACCGCCUGUCAAGCUUAUGUUCAGAGAGCGAGCAUCUACAGAUUACAAGGAGAUGAUGCGAAAGCCAGAGCUGAUUUCGCGUCAGCUGCAGAACUAGGAUCGUCGUUCGCCAAAAUGCAACUGGUCGCUCUGAAUCCAUAUGCUGCAAUGUGUAAUAAGAUGUUGGCUGAAGUUUUCGAGAAGGUUAAGACAGGGAAAGAUGAAUAA
Molecule: messenger RNA, 543 nt
Organism: Caenorhabditis remanei
Lineage: Eukaryota; Metazoa; Nematoda; Chromadorea; Rhabditida; Rhabditidae
Exons: 4
Coding region: 1-543 (180 amino acids)
Biological process (GO): cilium assembly
Molecular function (GO): protein binding
Source: RefSeq, a predicted model, not a curated record